CUAAAACCACGAAAGCACUUCACAAACGCAUGGGAAAAAGGACUCAAACCAAACGGACUACCGGUUUUUCACCUUCCAAGAUUCCAGUUAAUAAACUGAAAUACGAGUGAAAUCCUGAGCCUCAUCGAGUCCUUCCUUUUCAAGUGUGGGAAGCCAUGUCGUUAUAAAUACACCUGACAGUGAAAAACCGUCUGUGACCAGCAAAAGACUCCACUUGCGGCCACCACCGAGAGGGAGGACACUCCACCUGGGGCCUGGAGGACAAAGACUGCUGUCUGUCAGCCAAAGAGAGCAAGAUGGCUGAUCCAAAGCCAACAGAUGAACUGAAAGUGGAGAGGACCACAGCUAAGAGACAGUUCUCCCGCCUUGCCAACAACAUUACGAGAACCUACAUAGAGAUGUCUAAGGAGGAGUUACAGGAGAACUUCAAGAAGCUGAUGCUAGAGAGCUCUCGUGUCUUCGAGGCAAACGAAGAAGUGGAAGCCGCUUACAUGGCAGACGCUGAGGAGCUGAGCGACCCCCAGAAAGCCGACAUAGCAAAGACGGAGAAAGAAUGUGAGCAGAAGACGAAAGAAGUCAAACUCCUAAUCCGAGAGACGCUCUGGACCACAUAUGGAGAAAAGGAACUUUCCCUGGCUCUACAAGUUGCAGAGGCCGAAUUCAGGAACGUCUCCUUCCAGCCAGACACAACUCUGGAGGCUUGUGAGUUCAUGCUGACCCACCUACAGAAGUUGGUGGACAAGGCAAAGGAAGCGCACCAGAACUGGAACCACUGGGCUCCGCUUGCCGAGAAAAAGGACUUUGAUUACCGUUUAAGAGAGCUCGAGGUGGUCCUUCCCAAGCUGGUGUCACAGAAGGCCCCCCUCAUCCAAGCAGCAAGUAUAAAGAAAGACGCUGGACCCCAGCCCAUCUCAGCCCGCAGCUCAGCUCCAGUGGCAGCGAUAAAGCUAAAGGCCACAGCCUUACCAAAGUUUGCCGGCAACCAGCGAAACUACUACAGAUGGAGGAAGGAAUGGGAGGCUCUGCAGAAGCAAGGUGAACCAACCGGAUCUUCAGAGGUUAAGAAAUUCCAACUACUGGAUAGCCUUGAUGAAAAGGUGGCCAGGGAACUACGUCUGUCAACGUACAGCUCAGCAGAUGAGAUCUUCAGAGUCCUGGAAAACCGGUUUGGGAACCAAGCCAGCAUUGCUCUUGAGAUCAUAGAAGAGCUACAAGCAAAACCAUCAGCCAGGAGCGGCCAUCCAAGGAAAAUCGUAGAGCUCAUCCAAACUGUGGAAAAGGCCCUUUAUGAUCUAAACGAACUGGAUAAUGCAGACGCCUUAAAGAACCCACUGAGGAAACACUGUUAA
Entelurus aequoreus (snake pipefish) is the source of this 1349-nucleotide messenger RNA. RefSeq lists its product as uncharacterized. The transcript is spliced from 3 exons. The coding region runs from base 297 to 1349 and encodes 350 amino acids. The record is from RefSeq and is a predicted model, not a curated record. Lineage: Eukaryota; Metazoa; Chordata; Actinopteri; Syngnathiformes; Syngnathidae.